AUUCUAUCAACAAUCAAAAAAAAAAAAAAUGAAAUUCUUUUUUGCAAUUUUGUGAUGGUUGGUGUAUGUGCCGUCAACAUCAACGGUAAUCCAAUGCAUGGUCCAGCCAUGGUCAACACUGGACAUUCAGCUCAAUUUAGAUCACAAGAUAGUUUGGGCAACUAUGCUUUCGGUUAUAAUGAAGAUCAUGCUACCGGUGGUACAUUCCGUCGUGAAACCGGUAGUCCAGGCAUGGCACAUGGUUCAUAUGGUCUUCGAACCAUUGAUGGCCGUGUUCGUGUAGUCAACUAUGUUGCCGAUGGUCAUGGUUUCCGUGCCAAUAUUCAAACAAAUGAACCAGGUGUUGAUCCAGAUCAAGAUCCAGCAUCAGUAUUGAUUAAUAAAGCUGCUGCUAUUGUCGCUCCAUAUCUUCACAAACAAAUUGAACCAGUUGCAGCUCCAAUUGCUAUGCAACAUAGUAUUGAAGCACCAAUGAUGGCUAAUUAUGAACCAGCACCAUUAGCAGCACCAGCACCAGCAAUUAUUGAAUCGGCUCCAUAUGGUGCCGGACCACUUAUGGAUCACGGAGCACCAGCUGCCGCCAUUCUUUCGAAAUAUGAACCUGCAGCACCGAUUCUUGAUUCUGCACCAUUAUUGGCAUCAUCGUAUGGUGGAAAACCAUAUGCAUCAGCAUCGGCACCAAUUUUAAGUACCGAUGAUUCUGUUUAUCCAAUGCUUAAUAAAGCUGGUCCAAUUUAUGAUGCACCAUUGGGCUAUCAUAAAAAUAAAUAAAUGAAAAAAAUUUUAAUUCACCAAUAGCGCUAAAACUUUGAAACUCUUUCUCUCUCUCUCCAUCUCUCCAUCUCUAUCUCCAAAAAUUGUUUCUCACAUCCUUUAUUUCCAGUUAUUUUUUUUUGUUUGUCUCAUUGUUCCCGAUCAUCUAACAAUUUCGAUUCUUCUUCAUUUUUUUUUCACGACAAUUAAUUUACUGAUACUCACACACGCACACACACAUAAAACGACGCCACCGCUGGUUGAAUGUCGCCAAAGAAAUCCACCACCACCACACACACACACACACACCUAUACACCCAUAAAUAGAUUUGUAUUUAAUAAUAGCCAAUUGAAAAAAAAAAUUUUCGUUUUUUCCACUU
Messenger RNA from Dermatophagoides farinae (American house dust mite), 1133 nucleotides. Lineage: Eukaryota; Metazoa; Arthropoda; Arachnida; Sarcoptiformes; Pyroglyphidae. The record is from RefSeq and is a predicted model, not a curated record.